Messenger RNA from Physella acuta, 936 nucleotides. RefSeq names its product techylectin-like protein. NCBI's taxonomy places the organism in Eukaryota, Metazoa, Mollusca, Gastropoda, Physidae. The record is from RefSeq and is a predicted model, not a curated record.
AUGGCCAAAUACUCCUCUCCAGAUAUUCACCUGACAAGUUUUAUUUUGCUGAUGGUUACGAGAUAUGUAAAGCAAAAUGCUGGCAUUGAUAGCGAUUGCAAUAAAGUAGAAUGCAGCGAUGGAGGGAUAUCAACAACAAGGCGAAGCAAGCACAAGGGACGUGCCAUCGCAAACAAGCGUUGGUGCACUGCUGGUGGAUUCAAUGUUAAUGCAGAACUAUCCAGUUAUAGAUUGGAAAAGAGCACGGACUCUCUUUACAUGACCUUGGAGGUUUCAACCCAAGCCCGCAGCUUGUUCGAUUGUGCCCGUCAGUGUUCACUGGCCGACAAUUGCAGUAACUUCUUGUAUAAUGAGACUAAUGGUAAUUGCUCUCGUGAACAAAGACGUAUUGAGAUGAAAGACACAAGUCUACUAAACCUUGCUAGUCCUUAUCAAUCCUGUGCUGAUGUAAAGAAUUCCUCCAAUCCCCGACAGCUUUUAAAACACCCCAAUGGUCUUGUGGUCAUGUGUGACACUUUGACUGACGGAGGUGGCUGGACAAUUUUCCAACGACGUAUCUCCGGUGCCGUGGACUUCUACCGGAACUGGGAAGAAUACAAAAUUGGAUUCGGAAAUUUUGACGCUGGGGAAUUUUACCUCGAAAGUCAGUCUUACAAAAUUUCAUACCAACAACACUCGGGCAAUGCAGGAGAUGAUCUCCAAACCUCAUCUAUCCGUCGUAUGUUUAGUACAUAUGAUAAGGACAAUGAUGUUGACAACAGUAGACAUUGUGCUGUAACAUUCCAUGGCGCUUGGUGGUACUCUUUGUGUCACAUGUCAAAUUUAAAUGGUCUUUGGGGAAGCAAAGAAUUCGGUAAAGGUGCGCAGUGGAAUAGCAUUACUGGCAGUUAUGAUAGUGUAGACUUCAGCGAAAUGAAGAUUCGGCCAAAGUUAUAA